Mesorhabditis spiculigera is the source of this 9156-nucleotide messenger RNA. The record is from the annotation of a GenBank genome assembly. Lineage: Eukaryota; Metazoa; Nematoda; Chromadorea; Rhabditida; Rhabditidae.
AUGAAGAAGGAUUCGGCGACAAGCUUGAAGACCGAUGAAGUACAUCACCACGAAGCACCACAGGUUGAAGCUGAACACCAAGCACACAUCCUCCCCGCGACCGAUGAGGAACUUCGCUACGAGUACGAGCAGUACCACCCCUACUCGGACAGCCCGGCGAGGCAGGAGCAGAUCAGCUACGAACCGACCGAAUUUGAUUCCGAAGAACAGGCCGUUCAUGAACACGAUGAGCAUCAACUCCCGGUCCACGACGCACAACACGAAGAAGUUCAGCAACAACAGGUUGAGCACGCUGAAUCGCCUAUUGAUAAGGCGCCGUCUGGAGAUGAAGUCAAUGUCCCAGCAGCGCAAUUUAGAGACGAACAACCCCAAAUAGUCGACGAGGAACUGCGCUACGAGUACGAGCAGUACCAUCAUUACGAGCCCGAAAGCCCGCAACAGUUCAAGGAAGAACACGCCGGAGCAUCAGAAGAUGAACAUCGAGUUAAACCUGAAAAAACGGAAGUGGUAGAAGAACGCCGCCACGAAGAACGUGAAGAAGUUCUAAGCCCCGGCGAAGAGCUCGAACGGACCCAGGAGCUCGAGACGGUACAACCAGCAUCGCCGGCUCAAGAAGAGGAGUACCCUCAACAAGUCGUAGACGACGAGCUGCGCUACGAGUAUGAGCAGUACCAUCCAUACCCCGAAGCUGACCAAGCAUCCCAACAAGCUGAGCACCACCUCGAGGAAUACUCUCCCCGCCGAGAAGAUAUCCCCAUCAUCCGCCAACGCUCACCGACCCCAGAGGAGCCUGAACUGCCCGAAGACACCGCCAGCGUGAAGAGCCUGAGCUCGCAAGUCGGAAUCCAGGAAGAAGAGCUGGCUUCUGAAGCUCAGCCUGUUGCUGGAACUACCGCUUCAACUGAACAGGAGCAGCCAGAAGAGGUUGUCUAUCUCAAGGAGGUCGUUGAGGAGCCGGUGGAUCAAGAGGUUCCGGAGGAAUCGGCAAGCGUCAAGAGCCUGAACUCACAGGUUGAAAACGUCGAGCCUAUCGUAGAGCACAAAGAAACUUCUCACACCUUUGAACAACCAGAAGAGAUUGUGUAUCUCAAGGAGGUUGAAACGGAAGUUGAAGAGCAGCCUGCAUCUCCUCAAUCCGUGAUGGAUUCGGAGGAAGAAGUACAUGAAGCCCCCACCAGCCAAGAAACCCGGAAACCGUCUGCGCCAGAAUUCGAAGCUGACUUCGAGACUUCUAAAGGAGAAGUUUCGGAUUCUGAAGUUGGGAAGCACCAUGAUCAAGGACCGGAAGUUGUCGAAAGCCAGAUCGUUUAUGAAACCGAGCAUCACGUCGACCAAGAGCCAAGGUUCGACGAGGCCGAAGGAGCUGACGGGGAGCAGCACGAAGAUGUUCAUCUACAAGCGCCAACUCCAGAGAUUGAGCACGAGUACCAAGAACCUGAACCUGACGCGACGUCACCCAUUCCCUCUGGCGAGGAGAAGAGAUAUGAAGCUUCGGAGCAGGAUCAGACUCCCUCUGAAGCCUAUUCAGAAGAGCACCGUCGUGAAUCCACCUCAUCUGAGCACUUUGCCGUACACCCUGAAGUUGCCGAGGCUGCGGCAGAAGCCGAAUUCCCGGCAUCACCAAGAAGUUCGCUGGCCGGUGAAGAACAUCAUGUUCAAUCCGCGGAGUAUGAGCGAGAGGUUCUAUCUGAAGUCGGUGCUGAACAUGUGGAGCAUCGUGAACUCCAUAAAGAAGCUCCUGCUAGUCCGGCGACGGAAACGGAAAGGAAGUCGUCAGUUUACGACGAGGACGAAGAUGUUCAAGCGUCUCCGGCAAUUGAAGUCACUCAAUUCGAGGAGGAGAAGUCGAAGGAGUACUACGUCGAUCCGGAAGUGCCCGACUUUGGGCCUUAUGGGGAACCAGUGGAUGGAUAUCCGGCCACGGAUAGAAGUGCACAAGUUGAACGACAUCAAGAGGCUCAUGAGCUCGCUGAAGCUCAUCCUGAACUUGACGAACAUGGUGAGGCGCCCCUACCGGAAGCCCAUCCGGCAGAAUCCGUACCGCAGACACCAACCAGCCCGGUUGAAUCUGAUCAGCCGUCUCCAAUUGUCGAGAGCCAAGAGUACUACGAGGAGAAGACGACCUACCCUAAUGAGCACUACGAGUACGAGACGUACCGCCCGCCCACAGGGGGAUAUGAGGCUCAAGCUCAAGAGCAGCAACAACCCGAGACCCCGCUUUCCGAAAGAUCCGUACAAGGUCCUCACCAAGACACCAAACGUUCCUCGAUUGCGGAAGCAUCAGAGAAGCUGGUAGCCGAAGUCCUAGAUGACGCAGAGGCGGAAGCAAUCGAAGAAAGCUAUCAAGAACGAGAAUACCGGGAUCACGAAGAGCCACCCCAAGAGCAGUUCGUAGGGGUACCGGCCAGAAGGAAGUCCGAGGUACAGCGCGAAUCCUUUGACGAAAGCCGGGACGCUGAGCAACAGCAAUAUCAGCACGAUGUCAUUCACGAAUCCCCGGACGUUGAAGCUUUUGAGGAGCGAUUCGAGACUGAAGACGGGAUGGAACGCGAAAGUCAGCGUUCUGGAAGUCUUGAAGAAGUUCGCCCCGAGGAAGAAGCUCGUCAACAAACUCCGGCCAGAGCUUCGGUCGCUGAAAGCCCGCUCCAAAGUGAGCGUGAGGUCGUUCCAGAGCACCAGGAGCUUGGAGAACGACAGCAUGAAGCUGAGCAACCUACACCAUUUGAAAGUGGCUUAGAGCCGGCGGAAACUGCGGCACGAGGUGACUCUCCCGUUACUCAACGCCAUGAAGCAGCAUAUGAUCAUCAUGAAGAGCCAACCUUCGUGCAAGAAUCAGCCCUAAAAGAAGCACACGACGUCCACCCCGAACACUUUGAAGCUCAACUGGCCCAGAGCCAAGUUGAGAAGGCUGUUCUCGAAGCCCAACCACCCAGCUAUGAAGAGAGCGAACGACUUGAAGACGUCGCCAGCGCCCCGACGACACCACGGAGCACCGAUCUCCAUGCAAUGGAGGAGAGCAAGUAUCAGACUUAUGAAGACUUGUCGAGAACGUCGGAUGAGGAGGGUGAGCGGGAGGAUGCUGAUGCGAUUGAGCAAGAAGGAAAGCCACCGACCUAUGAAGAAUCCGAGGCGACCCACGACGCCGAGCCAGUGCAGAUCAGAGUGGAAGCCGUAGAGCCCGAACCCGAAUCGCAGUUCGAAGAGGAGGACCGGCAGUUUGAAACUGAGACGAGGACACCACCCGCCAGUCCGGUACCGGAGUACGAUGCGUCGGUCAUUGAGAGCGAGGAGUACCAGCUUGAGCAGUAUCAGCCAGAAGCUGAAGCUGACUUUGAACGUCCCAUUUCCCCGGCUGACAGCUAUGAAAUGGCAAAGCAAGCCCGGGAAGCUGAAGAGCAACGAGGGCAGGAGAGCCCAAAGUCAACCGACUCAAGGGUGGAAUUUGAGGACGAAGUCAAGGCUGAAGUCCACUCCACGGCAGGGAGCUCGAUCUCCCAGAGAGAUGCUGCUGAACGGGUUGAAGUCCGCGAUCAAGUUUAUGAGCGGCCUGCCUCUCCGGCCAACAGCUUUGAGAUGGAGGAAGAACAAAGGGAGCUCGGCAAGCAGUCGGAUGAGGAGAGCCCGAGGUCAACGGACUCGAGGGUCGAGUAUGGGGUUGAAGAGGAGCAGCAACGUGAGGAACUUGCUUCAAGGAGUCCUGAAGUCGCUGGCUUUGAAGUCCAGGAACAUGAGGACGCACCGAGUCCAGCUGCUGCUCAAAAACCGCACAUUGAGCACGAACAUCGCCAUGUCGUUGAAAGUGAGGAAUACCAAUUUGAGCAUGAGGCAAAACACGAAACUACCGAAGCCCCUAGCCACCACCAGGCGCGAUCCAUUGAGGAGACGAGGCCCCGCCUCCAUCGCCCGGACUCACUUGACGUCGAACCGCUAGAAGUCCAGGAAGAGCGUGACGUUGGUGAACUCCUUCGGGAGCACGAGCCUCCCACAACCCCAUCUGUGGAAGAGGUGUCGAUGCCAGGGGAGGAAGCGGCUGUUAUCGAAUCCCAUGGAUAUGAUGGUGGACUGGAUGAAGAAUCGCACCCUGAGUCUCCAGAAAGUGAGGCCGACCUUGGCGGUCAUGCCGAAGAGGGACGCUCGCCUUCGGUAGAUGAACAUCAUCGUGAAGUUCAUGAAGCCGCACCUGGCUCUCCGUUGGCCGACAGUGCGAAGCCAGAGGAGCAAUUGUACCGCGCGGAGCAAGAGAGGAGGACUGGGUUUGAUCAGGUUCAAGAGGAGCCUGAACGCUUUGAAGAAUCACAUCCGGAAACGCCAGAAGAAGCCGGCAGGCAUGUAGAUGAGGACUAUUUGCGACAAGAGCGGGACGCCGGGUUUGAGGAGCAUCAGCACAGACCUGAAUCUCUUGCUGAAUCUGACGGACCUUCGAUGCAUCAUGAAGAUGAACAUCAUCUACGCCAGGAACGUGAAGCUGGGGUUGAGGAGCACCAGGAAAGACCUGAAUCUCCUGUCGAAUCUGACAAACCCUCUGUACUUCAUGAGGAAGAACAUCAUCUGCGCCAAGAACGUGAAGUUGGUUUUGAAGAGCAUCAGCAGAGACCUGAGUUUUUGGCCGACUCCGACAACCACUCCCAACGCCACGAAGAGCCUCAGCUCGAAUCCCCAGCCACUAGCGGUCCGGAAUCAAGAACUUCUGGAAGAGCCGAAAGCAUCGAGUCGCCUGCGCAAAGGACCUCACGCCCGGAUUCAGGCUCCGAAUUCCGCCAGGAGUUUGACAGUGAGCAAUACCAGCUUGAGCACCCAGAGGAGGCAAAGUACCAUCAGCAUGAGAUGGAGCCGGAAUCUUCAGGGCAGACCCAGGGCAGGGAGGAUGCGUUUGAUGAAGCCCAGCACUAUGAGAAACCGACUGAAGUCCACGGGCACCAUUUGCGUCAUGAGAGCGUCAGCGGGUUUGUGGAGGGCGAGGAGGGGCCGGAUGAGGCUGAACGACGAAGCUCACGCGUUUCUGAAGAUUAUCCGGAAGCUGGAAGCCGAAGGGAGUCGCAUGCUUCUCAACCAGUUGGAUACUUCGCCGAAAGUCCGAUCAUACCUUCCGACGAGUACAGGGUUGACGACGAGGCUGUACCCGAGGACAAACCCUAUUCAGAAUCCGAACGUCGGGAGUCGAUCUCAGCACUUUCUGAAGAGGAAAAAGCAUCAUCCCCGCAACCAAUUGAACACCACGAGCACGUUGAGCAUACUCCAGAAUCUGCUAGAAUCUCCUACAAUGAACAGACAGUCGAAUCUGAACAAGCCCAAAGCCCCGGCGACGGCUACAUCAUCCCCAGCGACGACUACGAGGCGUAUGAAGAGCGCACGCAGAGCCCGGUCACCACCCUGCACGAGAUUCGCGAGGAGUCCAUGGAAGAACACGAUGAAGCUCACUUUGACGAGCCGGCUCGCCCAUCGGUACCGUUGUCCGAAUCCCCAGAGGAGCUUGAGAAGAUCGAGCUCCAUUCCUCGCCAAAAACGGAAGGAUAUGCUCACUUUAUUGAGGAGAAACCACUCGUCCAUGAGGGCCAGGUAGAAGAAGAACUUGUAGAAAAUUCAGUUCCUGAGACCAAGGACCCAGAGUUCUAUCAAGAACAGACAGCCUACAAGCCCGACUCUGAGUCCGAGGGUGAGGAGCUUGAACAUCGCGAGGGUGAGGCCUUCGUCGGCGAGUACAAGCCGGAGAAGAAGGGGCUCGGCUCGAAGGUGCUCGGCUUUGCCAAGAAGGCCGGGAUGGUGGCUGGAGGUGUAGUUGCUGCACCGGUAGCCCUCGCCGCAUAUGGGGUUAAGGGAGCUGUGGAGUCGUUGCAGAGGAGAGGCUCCAAGGGAGAGUAUCAAGCUGUGGCCACGGAAGACCCGGAAUAUCUGGUCCAUUCGGAAUCUUACAGCCCGGCCGAAGAGGAGCGGACAAACUUCGAGCGUGAAGACUUGGUAGAAGAGACGGCGGGACGUCAAUAUUCCGAUGAAACUUUUGAGGAAGAGCAUCGAAAAGUAGAAGAGCCUGUCGAAGAAGAACACACCCGACUUGAACCAGUACAAGAAGAAACCGCCACGAUCCGUGCAUCCGAAAAACCGCACGUCAUCCAGUCGGAGAGCUACGAGCAUGAGGAGCAGUUCGAGGCCCCGAAAGACGAGUACGUCAUCCAUACCGAGGAGCAUCACCAAGAAGCUGAGCAGCACCCGGAAGAUAGCUUUGAACAAGUUGAAGCCGACGGAGAAGCAAAACCGGCGUCCCCAGCUGUUGAAGAUCAUCAGAAAUCCCAUCUAAUCCAGUCCGACGACUACGAGUUGGUCGAGGGCCAACCCGAAGAACAGCACCUCGACGUCGACGAGUACGAAAUUGUUCACAGCCCAGAAGAACGAGAAGAUGUGCCCCCCGCAUCGCCUGGCAAGCAAUCCCAGCACGCAUCAUCACCCGAAGAUGACCAUAGAGCGAUUGCUGGCGAUGAGGAGGCCGAGAUUGACGAGAUCUCGCAGCGGCUGGCCGUCGAAGCGGUCGGCCAGGCGGCACAUCAGCUGUCUGAGCAGAUGACGCUGGAGGUGACACCGAGGAGUCCGACAGUCACAGACCGCUCGAAUGUCGAUUCGGAGAAUAUUAGCAUGGAUCAGAGGGCUAUCGAGGAGGAGGAGAAGUCAAGCUUUGAGGAGCACCAACAAUCUCCGACGACUCCGUCAACCACUGAAAGAUCGGUCAUUGAAUCUGAGGCCUAUCGUGAUCGUGAUUAUGAGACAGAAGAGCCUGAAUCUCAGGAAGGGACCUAUCGAGACACCGAGGCACGAUAUGAAUCCGACGAGAAAGUGCUGCAACACCAGGAGACCCCGACGACACCACCGAGUACGGAUCGGGAUCGUUUUGGGGAUUAUGUCACGGAGGAACAGACGCACCGGGAUUCUGACGUGAAGGUCACUGAAGAACAAGCCACCCCUUCAACCCCAUCAAGUGCUGUCAUCGAAUCAGAAUCCUACGAUCGUCCGGCAGAAAGCUCUCAAGUCGAUGAAGACGACGAAUACGACGCGGUCAGCCCGGUACCUUCUUCGGCCCGAUCUCAAAAACAACUCCUGAAGCAAGAAUCCUGGUAUGAGAAAGCCGUGGAGCCUGAGGUCGACUACCAAUCCGACCUCCAAGAAAAGCUCGACAUCCUCGCGGCACAGAAUCGCGAAGAACUACCGCGACCCGAUGAGGAGGACAACAUCCGGGAGGAGGACGACCGCGCGAUCCCCAGCGAGGAAUCGCUGAAUCGAAUGGCCACCGACAUGGUGCGAAACGUGUUGGAGACGGUGGAAGAGGAGGCUCAUCAACAUUCCGAUGAAUAUGGAGACUAUCAGACGAUCGGGCACCCGGGGGUUCAUACUUUGAGGACGACGAUUGACAUCAUCUCGGACUCGGCGCGAACCACGCCCGAUGUUGCACUGCGGUAUGGAGAUGAUCGUGAGGAGACACCGCCUUCGGCUAACGCUUCAGGAAUGUUGUACAUCCCCGAAGCGGACCCGGGAAGACCUGUAUCCCCCAUCCCACCCACCCGCACCGACUCCGGGCUUCUCAUUGGCCUCAAACAACCCGAGGACACCAUCGUCUUCGAGCAGUGCAUGACGCCCGACAUCCUCGAGCAGCCCAGCAGCGUCAACCCAUUGUUGAAGAAGGCCAUGGUCGAGUCGAUCCAACUCAAGGGUCUCGAGAUCCCCAAGAAGGUCGAGGCAACUUUUGAGGAGAAGGAGCAACAGGAGCAGCUCGAGUCUCCAAAGCAAGAAGAGAGAUACCAGGGGUCUUCCGAAUCCCUUGAUCACGGCUCGGUGAAGAGCCACAGCAGCAGCGCCGGCAAGCGGUACAGCACGUCGAGGAGGAGCAGUGGAGGGCUCUCUUCUCAACAUGCUGACGCUUCACCGGAUGAGCGACGUGACUUUGGAGAGGAGCCGGAGCACAUCGCUAGGGAGGUGGUCGAGACGGAGGAGUAUCAAGUGGUCGAGACUAUUGAGGAUCCGUCGGAGGAGGGCUUUGAGUAUCCGCAUGACGAACCUGUUGAUCCCGAGCUAGAGACAGUAGAGGAAGAGCCGGAGGACAACGACUCCCUCAACGGCAGUGGAUCAUCAAGUGCUGGUCAGCCCGUCUCGCUCGCCUCACUCGCCCGCUACAAGCACACCUCAUCCGACAACGUCUCCGAGUCGAGCCUGCAAGAGUUUGAGCGCAUCGAGAAGAUGGUCAAGGGUGAGGGCAGCCUCACCGGAAGUGACAUCGAACUGGCCACCGGGGGAAACGGAGCCCUGCUCAAGUCCGGCCAGGGCUCGCUCAGCUCGCUGGCCGAGUUCGAGCGGAUCGAGGCCGAGAUUGCAAAGGAGGCACCCGAGCAGGACGAGGCGAUGAUGCUCUCAGAUAUUAGGGAGGAGAGUGAGGCCGAGGAUAUGAGCGUUCGGGAUACGGACGAUGAGGAUCAUGACCAGCAUACGGACCUGAGAGUGGUGCCAAUUCGUGAGGAGCCAGAAGACCGGGCGGAUACCCCGACAGGUGUUUCUCCGGCGGACAGUAUUGAGCACGUGCAUCUGGAGGCUGAGGGACCAACGGUCGACGCCCGCAUCAUGGAGGCGAGCACCGACUCGUUGGAACCGUCGGGCCGCCCGGUGCAGAUCGUCGAGCCGAGGAUGCUGGAGAGCAUGGAAGAGACUUCUUUGGAUGAGUAUGAGGUGAUCGAGAGGAUGGAGGUCUCGACGCACGACUCGCUGGAGAAUCUGCCACACGACCGGGACAGUCUUCUGGAGGGGGCCAGUCAGGAGGUGGUCACCAGCCAGGAGGCACCGGGUCUCAGUGGGGAUACGGUUGGGACGUAUCAGGAGCACACCGACGAGGACAAGGACUCACUUGCUGGAGAUAUGGACAACGUUGUCUCGUCGUACGCCAAGACACUGACGAUCUUCGAAACAACCCAGACAAAACCCGACGGGACGGUGGAGCGGAUCUCGCGCCGAGUGGAGACGCGCGUCGAGGACCCGGUCACCGACCAUGUCACGUUCACCGGGACGGAGGGACCGGAACAAGUGUCGAGGGUGUUGGAGGGAGGAAGUGGCAGGGUGGAGACGGUGGACAGCCAGGGGAAUGUCACCACAACCACCGUGUCACGCAGCCCACCACAGCCCAGGCAC